GGGCGCAGCUGCUGCCUCAAAUGUACACAGUGUACAAAACAGAGCAGGACAGCGUGGUAAACAAGCUCGGCGUUGGAGAGUAGCGCCGUACGUAUAGCUGUGGGAAACAAAAAAAAUGUCGAAAGGACGACUGUUUGGCGUAGGCUGUCGCUUGUUGCGGAAAAGUAGCGGUGCAGGACUAAAAAACCCCGUCGCUUUCUGCGCCAGCUUUGCAACGAGUUCGAGCAAAAACGAGCAGAAAUGCUGCACAGAAGGACAAAAGUGUGCAACCAACUCCGUAUCCGCUCCGCUCAGGCACCACCACGCCAGUGGAAAAGCCAAGGCAGAGGAAUCUUUUACUAAAUCCGGGAGGUCUUUUUCAUCCACCGCGCCACAGAUCGACCACAAAACUUACUUAUGGGCGAGAUACAACGAGAUGAAGCGCCUGGUGCACGAUUUAAUUCCUCCAGGAGUGUGCAACCUUCUAAACCCCUCCACCAUCUAUGCCAACAAUGAGGUGAACCUUGACGAAGUGGACAUCUAUGGAUUCGAUUAUGAUUAUACACUGGCCCUCUACUCAAAUGCUCUUGAUGAGAUGAUCUACAACAAAGCCAGAGAGUUUCUCAUAGAGCACUACAAGUAUCCUCAAGGGAUCGGCAAGUACAAAUACAUCCCCAACUUUGCAGCUCGAGGUCUUCAUUAUGAUAUCCAGAAGGGACUGCUGAUGAAAAUAGAUGCUUUCCAUUAUAUUCAGCUAGGCACUGUGUAUAGGGGUCUGAAGCCUGUUCCAGAUGAUGAGGUCAUGCAGUUGUAUGGCGGUUCUAAUCACAUCCCUCUUCACCAAGUCAGCGGCUUCUAUGGAAAGGGACCCAAGAUGAAGCAGUUCAUGGAUGUGUUUUCCAUCCCAGAGAUGACGCUUUUGGCUUCUGUUAAUGACUAUUUUAUCUCCAAUGACAUAGAAUAUGAUCCAGAGCACCUCUACAAAGACGUGUCUGACGCUGUUGGUAUGGUGCAUAUUAAGGGAUACAUGUACAAGUGGAUAAUGCAGGACUUGGAGAAAUAUAUCCUCAGAGGAGACGAGACCUAUGCAGUGCUGCAUCGCCUAGCCAGUCAUGGGAAGAAGCUUUUCCUUAUAACCAACAGCCCCUUCAGCUUUGUAGACAAAGGCAUGAAGUACAUGGUUGGAAAAGAUUGGAGGGACUUCUUUGAUGUUGUCAUUGUUCAAGCUGACAAGCCACACUUUUUUAAUGAUUGUGUGAAACCUUUUAGGCGACUGGACAAUAAUGGAGUCCUUCAGUGGGACAAAAUCAAGAGUUUGGAAAAAGGGCAGAUUUACAAACAGGGUAACCUUGUAGAUUUUCUGAGGCUGACAGGCUGGCGAGGCUCCAGUGUGCUUUAUUUUGGGGACCACCUUUACAGCGACUUGGCGGACCUGAUGCUGCGCCAUGGGUGGAGGACCGGUGCCAUUGUUCCUGAGCUGGAGAUGGAGACAAAAGUUGUAAACACUGAGCAGUAUGCACAGAGUCUUACAUGGCUCCAGGCUCUCACUGGCCUUCUGGAGCGCAUGCAGAUGUAUCGUGAUCCAGAGUCCAAAAAAGUGAUUGAAGAAUGGCUGAAAGAGAGAGAAGAGUUUCGGGCUGUCACCAAAAAUUUGUUCAACCCACAGUUUGGCAGCAUCUUCCGUACAUGCCACAAUCCUACCUACUUUUCUCGCCGAUUAUGCCGUUUUUCGGACCUUUACAUGGCUUCCAUUAGCUGCCUUCUGAACUAUGAUCUCUCGUACACGUUCUACCCACGUCGCACACCUUUGCAGCACGAGGCACCCCUCUGGAUGGACCAACUUUGCACUGGGUGCAUGAAGACCCCUUUCCUGGAGGAGAUGGCCCACAUACGCUAAACCAUUUGCUGCACACGCUGUCCAAUGACGCACAAAUUUAAACCAACUUGCCAUGUUACAAACUGUCAUGUUAUUCAGGGUCAAUUUUUGGAUGGGUGCAUUGCAAAAACAUCUCAUUAAAAUGAUCGCCUUCCCUGAAAUCAAGACUUCAACCCCAACUGCUAGGCAACCAAGCAAUCAAAACCAGCCUCUACUGGGGUUCACCUUGUAUUUUAAAGUGCUGAUCUUUAUGGGAGUAUUAUUUUGCUUUUUCUGUUUGAUCAUGUAUCCUGAUCAUAACUGCACCAUCUGCUGGAACAUCUGUUACACUGCAUUUUUAGCGUUUACAAGGAAGGGAAGCGGAAAACUCAUGUUUGGCUUGUGACGCACAAUUAUAUUCAGUUUUUUUUUUUUUAAGUAAGUUCUUUACAAUGGCAUUGACUGCCUGUUUUAUUUUUCUGUUCUGCAAGGUACAAAUGUUACAAUGCAUGCUUUCAGCUUGCUUUUUGUUUGUCAGGUAAAAGUAAGAGAAGCGCACAGAGGUGAUGUAUAGAGUGUAUUUCCCUACACUUUAGUGUUUUGUACUUUUUACCCUCAAACCAUGAUGUACUUAUUGUCAGGGAUUCUGUGGACUGUUUCAUUCUGGACAAUUUUUGUUACCCAUGAUUUUUCUUGGGCCCCAAUGUCCACUAAAGGCUCCCUUGGGACAUCCUUGUUUAUAGUAUUAAUUUGUUGUUUUGAUCAUUCUUAAGUCUUAUCAUUGGUUCGUCAAACUAACCAAUUAAAAUAGCAGAUCCCAUCUAUUAGCUUUUCUCUACUACUCUGAAUAAUAAAGAGAAUUUGCUACUA
Messenger RNA from Silurus meridionalis, 2704 nucleotides. It is a transcript of the gene nt5dc2, whose product is annotated as 5'-nucleotidase domain containing 2. The transcript is spliced from 14 exons. Gene Ontology annotation, molecular function: 5'-nucleotidase activity. The record is from RefSeq and is a predicted model, not a curated record. NCBI's taxonomy places the organism in Eukaryota, Metazoa, Chordata, Actinopteri, Siluriformes, Siluridae. Bases 116 to 1876 code for a protein of 586 amino acids.